GUUUAAAAUAGCAUUAUGUAUAUUACACAUCAUUACGUUUUGAUUUUAUCUUUAUUUCCUUCUAAUCCAUUAUUACUCUGCACAAUCACAUUGUCAAUUAAAAAACCACAGAGGGCGUCACCAGCCGUCAGACUUCGUUUUCAGUGUGUAUAUAAGGAGACCAACACCACGGUAUCUUCACUACAAGGACCAGUCCGAGUCAAAGCCAAACACACGAAAAUGCUGACAUUCGUCUCUCUUGCCUGUAUCGUCGCCUGCGUUUUCGCAGAUUCCACUUAUCCCAAACAUAAUGGAGGAUACUUUCCCAUUAAUGGAGGCGAUUACUACCCAAAGGGAGGCUGUGGUCCAUAUGGAUGUGGGUACAAUGGUUUCCAAGGGGGACUUGUCGGCUCUGGUAAUUUGGGAAGUCUUGGUAUAGGAAAUGGAUUAGUUGGUAAUUUUGGAGGACUUAACACUAGGUUUGGAGGUGUUGGUGGAGGAUCAGCCGCCGCUUCCGCUGCCGCCGCCGGAAAUGCCGCUGCCGCCGCCGCGGCUGCUGCCGCUGGACAAAAUGCCGCCGCCGCCUCAGCUGCCGCUGCUGGUAACUCUGCUGCCGCCUCUGCUGCUGCCGCCUCUGGAUCUGGAGGAUUAAUUGCUCCAUUCAACUACUACCAGCCUGGAUACGGCUACUACCCAGGACAAAUCUACAACAACAUCUACAGCUCCCAGUACUAUCCCUACCACAGCCUCUACAACUCCCAGUACCUUUCCUUCCCCAACCAGUACUACCAGUCAUUACCCUACUACAACACUCCAUACUUCGGUGUUGGAGGAGGAUCUGCCGCCGCUUCAGCUGCCGCUGCUGGAGGUAACGGAGGCGCUGCCGCCAGUGCUGCCGCCGCUAGUGGAGUCAAUGGAUUUAACGGACCAUUCAUCGGGGGACUUAGACCAAUUGGUGGAUCCAUUAGACCAAGAAAGGUUUAUUGAAUAGACUGGAUAUCCAAUGUACCAUAAAGUGUAGUUUGGUUUUGAAUUUCGAAUAUAAGAAAACGAAAAAAAAAACAACAAUAAAAUAAGCUAGAAAACGAA
Messenger RNA from Magallana angulata, 1068 nucleotides. Its product is annotated as spidroin-1-like. The coding region runs from base 16 to 966 and encodes 316 amino acids. NCBI's taxonomy places the organism in Eukaryota, Metazoa, Mollusca, Bivalvia, Ostreida, Ostreidae. The record is from RefSeq and is a predicted model, not a curated record. The transcript has 3 exons.